Molecule: messenger RNA, 1999 nt
Organism: Siniperca chuatsi (mandarin fish)
Lineage: Eukaryota; Metazoa; Chordata; Actinopteri; Centrarchiformes; Sinipercidae
Gene: golga7ba
Product: golgin A7 family, member Ba
Exons: 5
Coding region: 211-771 (186 amino acids)
Biological process (GO): peptidyl-L-cysteine S-palmitoylation; protein targeting to membrane
Cellular component (GO): palmitoyltransferase complex
Source: RefSeq, a predicted model, not a curated record
UGAAAGCCAGCUAGCGCUCCAUGGAAACAGAACUGGGGCGGAAACAGCGGAUCACCGUGCGGUCCUCCCCCGGGAUGUUAAAUUGUUUUGGUGAAAGCAGAUCUGUUUUUGUCUGUUGAGACGCCCCGUUAAUCCGGUGACAGUGACUGUUGCCCCCCCACACACACACACGCACACGCACGCACACGCGGAGGAAAAGCGUUCAGCACCAUGGACAGAAGCCACGCCGCCCUGACCUUCCUCACUGCUUUUCCGGCCUCUUUCGCCUCCAUCUGUGCUUUCAUGAAUGCUAAAAAUAAAUUAAAGUUCCACAAUCUGCAGGAGCUGAGGCACAGUGCAUCUCUGGCUAAUAAAGUCUUCAUCCAGAGAGACUACAGCGAAGGAACCACCUGCAAGUUUCAGACCAAGUUCCCCUCUGAGCUGGAGAGCAGGAUUGAGCGGACACUGUUUGAGGACACUGUGAAGACGCUGAAUAACUACUACGCAGAGGCAGAAAAGAUAGGAGGCCAGUCCUACCUGGAGGGGUGUCUGGCCUGUGCUACAGCAUAUCUCAUCUUCCUCUGCAUGGAGACACGCUAUGAGAAGGUGUUGAAGAAGAUAGCUAAGUACAUUCAGGAGCAGAAUGAGAAGAUCUAUGCUCCCAGAGGGCUGCUCAUCACAGAUCCCAUAGAAAGGGGAAUGCGUGUCAUAGAGAUUUCCAUCUAUGAAGACCGGGGCUCCAGUGGCUCCAGCUCAGGGAGCAGCUCUGUGUCCGGCAGCACUGCUCGAUGACUGGGUACAAGCGUGUCCCCCUGAUCACUCACAACCCUGGAGGAAAACUGAGGACAAUGAUACAGCUACUGUUCCAACACUUAGCCCAUACAUCCCAAAGCUACGCUCACACAAAGGAUUCGCUAGAUUUUAACAAAGAGAGGCAUGUGGCUCCUGACGUGCCAAGACUUGCUAAAGUUGUUCAAGCUUUUUUUCACAGUGAACGCUUAAUACACACACUUUAGUAGUUUGUUGCAAAGCAAUGUGCAUGCGCCGACACAGUCAUGGUACUGUAGGAUGCAAUGUCUCAGAGAAAAGAAAAAAACAACACCAAAACAUUUAGCUAGUACUGCUUUGUGUGAUUGUACCAUGACCUUCCUUCCUGUCCUCUUUGAAGUUACCACAGCUAUGCGUAAUCUGGUGCGUGAGAAAAGGAUAGAAGGAUGUAAGGAAAAAGAGGGAGGAGUGUGGAAGUGUAGAGGCAGGAGUGAAGACCACAAGCCUCACCAAACCUCAUACCUCAGCCACCACAGUUGCACCAUGCAGCUCACAUCAGCCACAACGGCACCCCGAUCACACUAGACCAACCAGGAAACUGGACUGAACUCAUCACCAUCAACCCUGCACACCAGACACUGGCUUUUAAAAAUGUUAUCUGCAGCUCUGUCUUGAGUUUCAAGUACUUGAACAGGGAAUCACAAAGUUUCACCUCCCCACAGCCCAGAUAAACUGUACAAAGAUCCUCUUCCUCCUUCACCUCUGAUGUAAAUCAUGCUGUCUGGUAGCAGAUGAAUGUCAUUCAGCCCAUCCAUGUAUAUUAUGUAGCAGAUCUUCCAUAUUUCUCACGUGAAGCCUAUAUUUUAUUUGGUUGACACACAAAUACAGACACUUGCACAAAUUUAAGUACUAACCUCUUGGUUUCAAUGAGUGAGACCAACUCUUCCUAAAUUUUGAUUAUGCAAAGACAUAUUGUGCAUUAAAUGCAGUAGUAAGUAGACAAAGGAUGGGUCAAAAAGUCUUCCUGAAUCUUAACCCAUAGUGUUUUAAAAUACACCAACCCUUCCUUGAUUUCUGAACGAACUUCCAAAGAACAAUAACCGCCAAAAACUGGCUCGCAAAUGUGAAUGUGUCUUUUAUUUUGGUGACAUUUUGUGCAAGAACAAACUUUCGUACUGCUUGUUGUUUGAUACACAUGGCAAUGAGGUAUAUAUGACUGAUGUCAAAUAAAUACUGUUUCAUCACAGCUGCA